Messenger RNA from Neocloeon triangulifer, 1492 nucleotides. RefSeq lists its product as uncharacterized. The coding region runs from base 44 to 1360 and encodes 438 amino acids. Gene Ontology annotation, biological process: brassinosteroid biosynthetic process; sterol biosynthetic process. The transcript is spliced from 5 exons. The record is from RefSeq and is a predicted model, not a curated record. Gene Ontology annotation, molecular function: oxidoreductase activity, acting on the CH-CH group of donors, NAD or NADP as acceptor. NCBI's taxonomy places the organism in Eukaryota, Metazoa, Arthropoda, Insecta, Ephemeroptera, Baetidae. Gene Ontology annotation, cellular component: endoplasmic reticulum membrane.
UCGUGCGGCGAGGCAGAAAUUUUCAUUCAUUUGGCGCGGGACAAUGUCACGGAAGCAGCAGCAGAAGGGGGCCCUCGAGUCCAACACAUUUUACAACUUUGUUCGGUUUAAAGUGGUGCCUCCCCUCUUUCUUCUGCUCUUCACGGGGGCAGUGCAAGUUUUAGUGUCCAUCGGAAGGGGCCAGUCCCCGUGCCCGCUAGACUUGAAUCAGUGCAAGAGUAUUUGCGGCAAUGCAUUUGCUUGGAAAUUUGUCACAUUUUCAAUUUUCUGGGCCAUGGUGGGCCUGUGGGUGCCUGGGAAAACCUUUAUCGGCCCUGCCACUCCGGAAGGUUAUCGACCUCCGUACAAAGCCAAUGGCUUUCUUUACUACACUGUAACAAGCAUAUCUUUCAUACUCGUUCAGUUAAUUUUUCCAGACCUACCUCAUCUCAUUUAUGAGAACGUGCCAGAAAUUUUGGGCUGCUUCAACAUCGUGGCAUUUGCAUUGUGCGUAUGGCUUCUGUUUGAUGGUAGAAGAAAGAAAAAGUCGCGUAAUCCUCUGCUCUACGAUUUUUAUCGCGGUUGCGAAUUACAUCCGAAGCUCUUCGGGUGCGACGUCAAGCAACUAACAAACUGCCGCAUUGGCCUCAUGCUAUGGCAGGUGCUGGUAAUUGCCUUCGUGUUGACGCAAUGGCGGAACGGAGACGGAGUUGCAGGUGCAAUGACCUCUGCAAUUCUGCAGACCAUCUACCUGGCCAAGUUCUUUCAUUGGGAAACAGGCUAUUUCAACACCCUCGACAUAACCUACGACCGCGCCGGCUAUUACUUGUGCUGGGGCUGCCUAGUUUGGGUGCCAGUCCUGUACACCUUCCACUCGUACCACCAGGUUGCCUUUCCUUCAACAAUGAGCACCGGCACUGCCAAUGUGGCAUUGUUGCUCGGCAUAGCCUGCGUCCUUGUCAACUACCGAAUAGACUACGAAAAACAGGUAUUUGCAACGUGGUGGAAUUCAAAAGAGCGGAAGGCGGGCAAAGGCAGUGACAGUAGGCCUCGUCUGUGGAGUCGUCCCGUCAGUUUCAUCCCCGCCCCGUACGUGGACGCGACAGGCGCGGCUCGAGAAAGUGCCCUUCUAACCUCAGGUUGCUGGGGAGUCGCUCGGCACGGAAAUUACACAUUCGAACUGCUCUGCACGUUUUUCUGGACAGUGCCCGCUGCCUUCGGACACGGACCCAUUCCGUCCAUGCUUUACUUCUUCUUCUUGCUCGCCCUUUUGGUGCACCGAGUCUAUCGAGACGAGGACAAGUGCCAGGCAAAGUACGGCCCUGCCUGGCAUAAAUACACAAAAGCUGUUCCUUACAGAAUGAUUCCUUUCAUUUAUUGAUUUUUUUUAUAAAUUUGUAAAUUUUUAUUUUGUUUUUUAUAAAAAUGACAAUAAAAAAUAUAAAAUUUUAAUGUCCUUAAUUAUCAUUAUAAUACUUUUUCAAGUUAAAUUGAAGUAAAGAAUUGUGAUUGA